GGUGGCGGCGAGCACCGCCCGCCCCUGCGCAGCCAUGAGGCUGUGCCGGCCCUUUGUUGCCGGGGGUCCGCGGCCGCCCCUCCCCACGGCCGGGGCGGCCUGAGCCCGCCGGGAGGCAGCGGGAGCUGUCGCCAGCAGGAUGCCAUGGGGAACUGCUGGGCGCAGUGGUGCUGCGGGCUGUUCUUCCGGAGGGAUCCCGGCCGCGUCCAGCGCGGCGGAGGAUCCAAGUAUUUUAGAACAUGUUCAACAGGAGAACACUUCACUAUAGAGUUUGAGAACCUGGUGGAAAGUGAUGAGGGGGAAAGCCCAGAAAGCAGUCACAGGCCUCUGACUGAGGAAGAAAUUGCAGACCUGAAAGAGAGACACUACGACUCCAUUGCUGAAAAGCAGAGGGUUGUUGAUCUGAAGCUUCAGUCAGAGUUAGCCUUACAAGAGGAGAAGUUAAGACUAGAAGAGGAGGCUUUAUAUGCUGCACAACGUCAAGCAGCCAGGGCAGCAAAGCAGAAAAAGCUCUUGGAGGGUGGCUGUUCCUGGGCACGGAGCAAAAGAAAUCCAGCAUCACCCAGGUGUCAGUUGUGCACUGAAAGCACUUUAAGAAGACAGGAGCCAAAACAGCAGCGUAGGCAGCACAGGAUAACGCAGAGAGCACAUGCUGUCAACAACGGAGAGUUCCAGAGCUCUGUGGCAGAGGAAGACCUCGAUCCUUUCCUGAGGAAUACAAAAUUCCAGUAUGAAACUUUCCGAAGUAGUAGGCUUUCAUCUGAUGCCACAGUGCUGACACCCAACACGGAGAGCAGUUGUGACUUGAUGACCAAAACCAAAUCAGUGAGUGGGAACGAUGACAGCACCUCCUUGGAUUUAGAGUGGGAGGAUGAAGAAGGCAUGAACAGGAUGAUCCCGGUGAGGGAGCGCUCCAAGACGGAGGAGGACAUCCUGCGGGCAGCGCUGAAAUUCAACAGCAGGAAGCCAGGGAGCCACCCAGCCUCAGCCUCCGACGAUUCCAACGGGCUGGAGUGGGAGAACGACUUUGUCAGCGCCGCCGUGGACGACAACGGCAACUCCGAGUACGCCGGCUUCGUCAACCCCGUGCUGGAACUGUCGGCCUCGGACGUCAGGCUGUCAGAUUCCGAGCACCAGGACAGAUAGUGACCAUCCCUGCACGGCCCCUGCCCGUGACCAAAUGCUGGAAAGGGAAGUGGAAUCACCCACAAAGCCACCUGGCUCCUUUGUAACCCGCUUCCCCUUUUUCUUACGCGCGGAGCGGCGAGCGACGGGAACGACUCGCCGUCCGGAUGAAUUCAGAACUAAGUGCAAUUUUAUCACCUACCUUCCCCACUUUUGUGAAAACUGGGAUGAUUCUAUUGUGUAUAUUUCUGGGUAUCUGGAUUUAAUAUAAAAUUAUCUGCACUAAUUGGAGCUUCAUAGCUUUGACUUAUCUAUAUUUUAACUUGCCUUUUUUUUCUGGAUGAUGUUUCUAUUGAUUGUGUUUUAAAAUUCAUCAUUGGCCGAAUAUUUAUCUCAGAAACUGUCCUGUAUAAUUUAUUUAAUACUUGAAGAUAGAGAAAUAAUUUUAAAAUAUUUUUAUUUCUGGUCUGUGCUUUUUGACUUGCUCUUCAGCUGUUUAGAGGGUGCAAAAGUAAGAGCUGUAAAACAAAUUUGACACAUGCCAAAUGUGCAGAUUUUCCCCUGUCUAGCUUUAAGUCUUCCUAGUCUUCUGUUGUCCUUUUUCCAUUUAUUUUAUUUUUUUAAUUACUUUAUGCUAAGCACGGUUAACCUCAAUGAACAUAGUAAAACUGAUCAGGUUAGGUAAGAUAUCGCCUUGUAUAAUAAUAUGCCAGACUUAGUAAGCGUGUGCUAGAUAGAAAAGCAAAAGUAAAUUCUCUGUAUGUGUCAGUAAAAUGGGAAUUUUAACCAGUGGAAAACUGGGAGGACCAAAGUCUUGUUUUCCCAGCCCCCCUGAACAGACCAACCUCUGUUGCUACGUGGUCCUUAAAAUUCCUCAGUUGUGGAAAAUUUAUAAUUCCACUGGACCGGAACAGUUAUGGAAAAGCAACAUCCAGUGAGCAAACUGGGGGAGGGAUGAUGGCUCUGCUGCUGGGGGUGGGCAGAACAAGGACCUAAAGACUGAAUUUCUACAUCUGCAUUUUGAAAAGAAAGAAGAAAAAUUCAUGUUUUAACAGUGUGUUAAAAGUGCUCUGCCUCUCCUGUGCCUCUCAAGUGGAUGGCUCAUCCUGCUAAUACGGGCUGAAAUCCAAGGAGGUGUUCAGUGACUGCACCACUGCUGUCCUGUGCUGUGUGGUCUCCCCCGGUAUUCCAUGUCAAUCUUAACUUUUUAACAAAAGAGAACCUGCAAAGUGCUUGCAGAUCUCAAGCUUUCCCCCAAAGUUUCAAAGUAAAGCCAUUUCUACUCUGCCAUUAUUUUGUGCAGCUGUCUCGUUCUUUCCAGGGGGAAAAGGGUGACAGGGUUUAACUUUGUUUUGGAGUAAAAGGGAACACGUUGUGGCAAGUAAUGAACCUGCUCUGUCAAUCAUCAGAACUGAAUUUGUCGGUGAAAGUUGUGCGGAAAAUGUGGUUUAGCUCGUCUGAAGCUAUUUGGAAUAUUUGGGUCAUUACAGCGUGGAUAAGGAACAAAAAUACUGCACACUGGGGUUAAAUGCGUACAAAUAACCUAGAGAACAGAUAAAUCCUGUUGGUAACAUUCCAUCUCUUCAGUUGUAGCUGUGUCACUGAAAAUAUUUCAAUGCCACUAUUUAUAUUUGCAAUACUUGUAAUGAGCUUUAAAGACCUGUACACAUCAAAUGCAUAUUUUGGGUUUGGCCUAAGCUACUGCUGUGUGACUUCUCCUGGAUAUUUCUUUGUACAAUAUAUUCCUAUGGGAAGGAAGGCAACUUCCUCAGCAUGUAAAUAACAUGUUUUUUUUUACCUGCUGAAACUGUCACCUCCCCUGCCCGCUGGCCGGGGAACAUGAGGUGACCUUGUCCUGACCAUGCCUUGAGGAAGUCAGUCAGCUGACAGUCCUGCCCUUAGGAUGGACAAGCACUUAGGAAAAAGGAGGCUGACUCCAGCUUUUUCUGUGAUGGGCAUGUUCUGUAGCCAUGGUUAACGAUAACAUUUGCAGUGCUCAGUGCACCAUGCUGGGUGACUUGUGAAGUGAUGCUCCAUCUCUGUGGCUAUUUGAGAAAUCGAGGGAUUCUGCAAACAGCUCGUGUGAAGCAGUUCAAGGGUACUGUAAAAUGCCUAUCUGUACAAAUUUAAAAGUCAUUAAAAUUUUCAGCAAGUCUUACA
Vidua chalybeata is the source of this 3285-nucleotide messenger RNA. RefSeq names its product adaptor related protein complex 1 associated regulatory protein (gene AP1AR). The record is from RefSeq and is a predicted model, not a curated record. The transcript is spliced from 11 exons. Lineage: Eukaryota; Metazoa; Chordata; Aves; Passeriformes; Viduidae. Bases 145 to 1146 code for a protein of 333 amino acids. Gene Ontology annotation, molecular function: AP-1 adaptor complex binding. Gene Ontology annotation, biological process: negative regulation of cell motility; negative regulation of substrate adhesion-dependent cell spreading; regulation of Arp2/3 complex-mediated actin nucleation.